This is a messenger RNA of Podarcis raffonei (Aeolian wall lizard), 5907 nucleotides long. It is a transcript of the gene SCFD2, whose product is annotated as sec1 family domain containing 2. The coding region runs from base 74 to 2149 and encodes 691 amino acids. The transcript has 9 exons. Gene Ontology annotation, biological process: vesicle-mediated transport; intracellular protein transport. Lineage: Eukaryota; Metazoa; Chordata; Lepidosauria; Squamata; Lacertidae. The record is from RefSeq and is a predicted model, not a curated record.
CCCCUUGCAGCCCGUCGUCUGGAGUGGUACCCACUGAGAAGUGCCAGGGGGACUCCAGCAAGCCUCUCCCACGAUGUCUUCCUCUUCCACUACCUCCUCCUCUCCCACAGCCCCUGCUGGGAUGUCGCAAUUCUGCCAGCAAGCCUGGGGGCAGGUGUUUGCCAAGGCGAAGCGGGCUGUUGUGUUCAUGGACCCUGCUUGUGCCGAAAGCCUUCACUGGGCGUGCGGAGGAGCCGGGAGGUUGCUGCAGGCCGGGGCGAUCAACGUCAAGGAGUUUUCCAGCUUUGAAUCUGGAGGUGCGGACCAGCCCAAAGCUGUCUUUGUGGUGAGCAGCUUGCUGAAAGGCAGGACGGUGGACAUCAUCCGUGACAUUGUCACUCUCAGCAACUUCCAGUACUGCGUGGUUUUCACAGCUGUCAGCCAUGCGGUGCACUUGCAGGCCCACAACGCUCCAGGCACUACUGAGGUUGAAGGUGUCGGCCGGGUGGUCUUUGAACAGUUUGAAGAGAAGCUCUGCCAGUGGAUGGGAAACAUGAACUACACUGCAGAGGUUCAACAUGCCCCUUUGUUCUUGGCACCCAUCUCGCCUCAUCUCUUUGUAGCACCUGCCUUCUCCUUGUUUUUCCCCUUGAUGGCUGAGGAUUUGACUCGGAUCAAUAAAGCUAGACCGGAGAAGAAGAAAAUUUCCCACUUGAGUGAUCUUGAUUUUUCAUCUCUGUCGUCAGAGUUGCAGCUUCAGAUCAGGUCCUUGGUUUCUGAUUUCAACAGCUUGUUUGAGUACCUCAGUGUGCGGGAGGAAUGUUUUGCUGUUGGGACAAUAAGUAAGAUAAUUGCAGGGGAUCUGGCAAAUUAUGCCCAGGCUAAGACCAGAAGGAAAACUGCACAACACAGAGCUUCUGUCAUCUUCAUGGACAGGACAUUAGAUUUGACAGGAGCAGUUGGUCAUCAUGGUGACAACCUAGCGGAGAAGAUACUCUCUUCUCUUCCCAAACUUCCAGGUCAUACAAAUGAUGUGAUGAUCAACAUGGUAGAACUUACAAACCUGCAGAGUGAUGAUGCAAGUUGCACUAUUGUAGCACCAGGCUGCUUGGCACAACCAAAUGAUCCAGCUGCUAAAUCUCUGUGGGAGUCCUUGAUGAAUUUCAAGCAGAAAGAAGCUGUGAUGGAAGCCAGGAGACACCUAGUGGAAGCUGCAAGCAGAGAAAAUUUGCCAAUCAAAAUGAGCAUGGGGAGAGUCACCCCUGAGCAGCUCAGCUCACAUAUCCAGCUCUUCAAAAAGAAAUUUGAGGCCAUUGAGAACCAUUGUGGGCUUCUGCAGAUUGCGUUGGCUGUUGUGCAGACACUGAAACACCCUCAGAGUGCCAAAUGGGACAAUUUCCUAGCCUUUGAAAGGCUACUUGUGCAGAAUAUUGGGGAGUCAACAUUACCUACUGUACUGAACCAAUUGUUGCCUAUCAUCAAGUCUCAUAAGAACAGGACAGAUGGUGAUUAUACCCCUGAAGACUUCCUUGUAUUGCUGGUGUAUAUUUACUCCAUAGUUGGGGAACUCAAAACUGGAAAAGAGUUGGAUGAAGCUGAAAGAGAAGUGAAAGAGGCUCUUGUCCAGUCUAUCUGUGACGAGCCUGAACUGCCUUUCCUAUUGCAGAAAAUAACAGGUUGUGAGUCUUCACUUGAUCUGACAUUUCAAAAGGCCACAGCUGCUGUGAAUGAGAUCUUUAUGACUCUCAGAGAUGUUGCAAGAGCUCGGGCUUACAUGAAGCAGUUUAAUUCCGUACAUGUUCCAGGAAGCCAAAUUCAACAGGCCUCGUAUAAACCAUUGCUGAAGCAAGUGGUGGAAGAGAUAUAUAAUCCGGAUCGACCUGACUCUGUUGAUAUUGAGCACAUGUCUUCUGGGCUCACAGACCUUCUGAAAACUGGGUUUAGUAUGUUUAUGAAGGUGAGCCGCCCUCACCCUAGUGAUCAUCCUCUGGUGAUCAUCUUCGUGGUUGGUGGAGUGACAGUGUCUGAAGUCAAAAUGGUAAAGGACCUUGUAAUGGUGCACAAGCCCGGAGUACAGGUAAUUAUACUCUCCACAGCUCUCCUGACACCACUUAGCCUUCUGGAGCUGCUGUUUGCCACGGACCGUCUCCAGCCAGACAUUGGCAUUUGACAAGCCAAGAGUCUUAUCAGAGAAGAUGAGCACCAAGCCCAAGUCGCCGGAAAAAUAUCAAAACCCUUGGCCUUUUAUCCAAUGAGACAUUCCUGCAGAAAAUGAGAGGUUCUGAAAUUACUCCUGAUCUUGAUCUGAACAUUGGGGGAAUUGCUUUUAUAGCUGCCAGCAAGAGAAAAGUACCUACGCUAAGAUAGCACUUGAAAAUCUGUUCAUUAGUCCUGUGACGUCAAGCCAACUUUCAGUUCUUCUCUCUGCAGUGAUGCUGUUUAACUGAAAUUCUUUCUUUCUUGCUGGCAUCUACAGAGUAAAGGUUCCUCACUGUCCAUAUCAGUCUCAUCGGAGCAUUGCAGAACCACUGAAGAUGACUAUCAGUGCUUCCAUUUCUAUGCUGAACUUUUCCUUCAUUUUCUUUUAUACUGAGUUUUUCCUUCCAUCUUGCUUACGCAGUUGGCUGGCUUGUGAUAUAAGAUACCCCUGGAGAAAAUGUUGGGUCAGAAUAUGUCAGUGACAACAAAGUGUGCCUUAAUGUCUUCUUCACAAUCUGUAAUAUAGUGAGCUCUAAUGUGGGGCAGCUUUCAUAAUGGCAACCAGUGGACAUCACUGAAGAAAGAGGGAGGACUGGGAUUGCCUAUCAGUGCUUUCCAAAAAUUUUUUUUUAAAUCUUCUAUUGGUCCAUUGUGGAGUCACUCUCUUCAGUGGUGUCCAUUUCAGUGGUGCUACACAGAAGGUAAAUAUCAAGCCUUUGAUAGCUACGUAUACAUUAGUAUACUACAGAAUCAGCCCAGUGUGAUUGGACAUGUAGGGUGUUGGAAAGCUGAACACCCAAAUGAGGUUGGAUUGUUUCAGAACUGUUGAAAGUGCACAGCACCAUGGGGUUGCCAUAGGCCCACGCAGAGGAUGGAGCAGCCAGGUACUCUUGCCCCAGGCCUCUGAGGUCUAAGCCAGCUUCAAGGGCUCACCCAGGGCCUGCCGGAUUUACACUAUCAUACUAAGAGCAAAAAACGCUGUAUGGGCCUGGGUUGUCAUCUAGACACAGGGUCAGUUUAUACAUUCAGUAGAUACAUACGGUAAAAGCUUCUGGACCUUCCCACUUCAACUCAGUUGCUUCCUCCAGUGAAAAACCCUCCCUUCCUUUAGCAAACUAGCAUGUGAGAGAGAAGGGUUCCACAUAGACAUCUCCCAGGCAUCGCUAGUUUUCUAUAUGGAGUAUCUCCCACAAUUGCAUGUAUUAUUGGACUUCUAGCCUACUCCAUCCCAGAUGUUGAGGGUGGUCACAAUAUGCUAACUAUUCUCCCUUAGACAUUGCCACCAAAAGUCAUUCAAACAUGAAACCUGCCACCACUGCAUCCUGAAGUCAGUCUUUUCCACUUUUGGCUACUGAAUGUAGAACAUUUAUAGAAGAAGCCACAUGCAAAGAGCUUGUUAGUCCAGACCAGGAUUUAUUGGAUGAAAUGGUUACUUAGUGUCUUCUGUUAUAAAAGAAGCAGAUAAAAAUUUGUAGCAGGUUUAACAUUAUAAGGCUACAGCUAAUCUUUCUCUUACAGCUAGUUUUCUGAAAAAAACAAUGGUAGAAUAGUUUAAGAUUAGGAAAGAAUGCCUGACAAAUCAAGCAGAGAAACAAAAUUUUCUUUUCUGAAUUGCAUAUGAGAUUUUCCUCCAGCCAGCUAGUGAUUCUUUGCUGCAGUUUACAAUGUUAGAAUACAGCGAGGCACUGCCUUUUUCCAGUGUAAGCCAGCAAAUAUUUAUGUGGACCACCAGUUUAGGCCUUCCCCAGUCUAGUAGAUGCUGAUCAUCCCAUUUUUAAAGCCGUUUCAUUUCAUGGCCCUUCAUGAAGGUAAUCUAAAUUGGGCUCUAACCCAGCUGACAAAAGGGGAACAAUGGACAAAGUUUUCUUAAAUGAAAAGGACACAUUUUGUAGCAUUUACUUAUGGCAAUAGACAUUGGAUGCACCUCGCAGGCUACAUUUGAUAGACAGGUGACAAAUAAUAUCUGUAUAGCUAUUUGUUUUGAAGCACUUGGAGAAAAGAAAAAGCUGGCAGUCUCCAUGGUUACCAUUGCAGUUCUGCUACACUGCGUUAAUAGACGUCAGUAUUUUGGAGAUUAAGCAGGAAAACGGGCAUAUGGCAGAAAUGAUGCAUCUUUUCUUUGUCUCCUUGAUGGGAUUGGAAACCCAGACCAGUUUUCUGCCCAUUGGUGGGUGCCCCAAAGGCUGUUGGGAAGCCAGACCUUCAUUCAUUCAAUGGCUGCUCCUCUCUGUUCAUGAUGGUUAACUGCAGCAUGGGUUUAGACUCAAGACAUAAAAGUUGGGGCUUGCUUCGCAGGACAACUGUGUAUUGUGUGUAAUGGAAAAGACCACACGAUGCUUGAACCAAAUUUCUGAUGCCAUUGUCACAAGUGAAUGGGCAUGAAUAGCUCUCAAAAUGUGGGAAAUACAGAUUUAGGCAGUGGGGAGAGACCCAUCGGAACAAGGAGAGUCCCUGUCUUGACAAGGGAUACUCCCAGUACUCUGAAAAAGUCUUGAUAUACAAUAGCCUUUUUUCUUUUUGUUUUUUAGGAUGAGGUAAAGGAGGACUGUGUAGAUUUUCUACUACACAGUCUUCAGCGUCUUAGGAAUGACAGAACGAUGCUAAUAAUCAGGUCAAAAAGGGUUUAAGAGGCAAGUGCUUUUGCAUAAUACAGUAACUGCUUUAGUUGCUGCAGUACAAGUCUGUAUUACAGAAGUCUGCAGUUGGGGACAGCAGAAGACUGCUGCAAAGGCAAGCCCUGAUCAUCUGUAUUUGUGUUGUGUUACUAAAAUCAGUGAGACACUAAUCCCUGCAAACCGUCACUGGCCAAGCCAAUGAUUGAAGGUCCUCUUAGCCCUUGAAUGCCUUUAGGUGACUUCCCUGUCUCUCACAAGUCUUGCCACUCAUUUCUGGCUUGUUUGGCAUCUGAAUAUUAAACACAACAAUCAGAUGAGAAAACAAGGUUUGGUUUAAUCACCGGAACAAAAUGAAGAUGUCCCAUUUAAAGAGUUGCUGUCAACAUAAAAAUAAAUAAGUUACAGCUUAAGGAACAAGCACGGUGUUUGUUUGUUUUUAAAGUGCAUUGGUGUCGGGCGCAUAGUCCUCAAAUCCUGGAUAACACGACUGAUAAUUCAGUGUUUUCAAAUGUUACUACAAACAGCACUUAUGCAAUAGUGGAAUAGCCCUCAUGCCUUAGCUGGAGAUAAGUCUCAGCUAAAAUGGAACAGUUUCAUGGACUAAGACAAAUAAUUGGAUUGGAUUGAAACAAUAGGAAGUUGUAUUCCUGUUCAGAGCAAUUAAGUGGGAACUUUACAAUCCUCAUGAUGAGUGGAAUGCAGAAAAAGAUAUUAUCUGGAAAGCUGCAGCAUUGCAUCAGAUGACCAGUCUCUGAAGAAUCAUCAAGAUGGCAGUAUCUUAGAGACAGUGAGAGUAAACUUAGCUAUCUAAAAAUGAUGCUAAACAACAGUUGUGGUACCAAAAUGUCUCAUCACACCAUCAGAAAUACAGUUAAUAAUGCCCCCACAUUUUAUACUGACAUUUCUUUUACUGAUUCAAUGACAUACUUGUGCUUCUAAACCAGGGGGAGGCAACCUAAGGCCCGGGGGCUGGAAGCAGCCCAAUCGCCUUCUAAAUCCGGCCCACGGACGGUCCAGGAAUCAGCGUGUUUUUACAUGAGUAGAAUGUGUGCUUUUAUUUAAAAUGCAUCUCUGGGUUAUUUUUGGGGCAUAGGAAUUCGUUCAUUUCCCCCCC